AUGACGGCUUCGAUGAUGGGGAUGUUGCAGACGAGCAUGGACCUGCUCAGUAUUUACAAUAUUCCGAUUGCCCUUUUUCAGAUUCCUUUCUUGACGCCAGGCCCAUCAGGUGCCUCAGCAGGAGCAGGAGCGGGUCUUUCAGCACCUCCCCGAGCAGCAGAGGGAGCGGAACGAGGGACUAGUUCACGAGGGCCUGCCCCAGAUGAUGACGAGUCUGACGAGGAGGCAGUUAGUCCGCGGUCAGAGUCUUCUCAAGAUGGAGAUGGAGAUGAGGAUGACUCAAGUUCAGAGUUAGGUGCUGAUGGUGGCGAUAUUCCAGAGUCCUCUCGGUCGAGGAAGAGGAUGAGGAGGACCUCUUAG
Molecule: messenger RNA, 360 nt
Organism: Camellia sinensis
Lineage: Eukaryota; Viridiplantae; Streptophyta; Magnoliopsida; Ericales; Theaceae
Source: RefSeq, a predicted model, not a curated record